This is a messenger RNA of Aspergillus lentulus, 2172 nucleotides long. NCBI's taxonomy places the organism in Eukaryota, Fungi, Ascomycota, Eurotiomycetes, Eurotiales, Aspergillaceae. The record is from RefSeq and is a predicted model, not a curated record.
AUGUCCUUUGAUAGAGUAAUUCAAGACUCUGACGAUGAGGACGAUCCUUUGUCGGAGAUGCCGCCUCUAGUCAAGCGGGCCCCGGAGCAGCCAAAGGAUCAUGUUGAUAAUGCAACCACUUGCAACGAGCAAUCUGGAAUUGUAACACCAGGCGGAGAAGCGCAAGAUAUCGACCAUGGAAAUUAUCUUGCUGUUGACUUUGACGCAUUUCUACAGUCACAGGAAACGGCGCCAAAUGGGUUCUCUGCCUCUCAGCAACGGAGGGAGGAGAAGUGGAUUCCGUCAGACGCUGGGGCGGGGUCAAUUGGUUCAGUAAUGACGGAAAUUGGACUUGCGCAGCAACGGCUGUUCGACGACGAUGAUGCUCAACAUGCAGUUUUCCGCGAGACUCAGACAGCUCUUUCUGGCAACCAGCCGGACAAUGGCUCAGUGCUUGCCCAGUCGCUUGUUCCUCUGGACAUGGUAGUGUCGAAUUAUGAUGAUUACAAUCACCACGAGGAGAGUCCUGGUGCUCUACAGCCUCGCGCAUUUGUUGCUCCCACAUCGCAAGACAUGGCUCUCCUCAAUGGCAAAACCCAUGGUCACGGUUACUCUAACAAUGACAUUACUGGGGUUUACGGAGAUCAUAUACGACAUGUCGGGCCGCAGAACGGUUCGUCGACUCAUGACUUGGCGCAAUCCUCAACGUCAUACAAUUUCUUUGAAUCAUCCCUGAAUCCACCUGCGCAGCUGAAUGACGAUAUUCAGAGCUACUCAAGAUCCAGCGACACAGUGCAGACCGCGGCUGUUCAUAAAACCCCAGGAAGAUCACAUUCCAUGCAAGCUACAUCUUACUCUCCCCAUGACACCGAGCCAAUCUCGUCAUUAGUGACCCCGAAAGUCAGUAGAGUCCAAAGCGACAGCACUUGCCGAUACGCUCCACCGUACUCGCCAGGAAGCGCAUACGAUGAGCUUGCUGCCCCCGUUACAAUCGAGAUACCGGCGGUUAAAAAGAAGCGCGGACGCAAAAGAAUGCAAGACAUACCAGAAGACGACGAAGAUGAUGAGCUUGCUCCCUCAAAUGAUCAAAGCAUCCCCGAGAGUGCCGAGCCAGUCAAGAGAAAGCCGGGUCGGCCACCGAAGGUCGUACGGACGGUGAACGAAUUCGAUGACGCCGGGCUGGCCAACGAUCAGCCACAAGACCGGCCUGUUCCUGGCUUGGAAGAGAUUCAAGAGCUUGGUGAUAAUCCGCUACCUCUUAAUGAAAUUGCAUCGAACCCAAUAACCAAUGGGGUAUUGCAUGCACCAGAAAAAAACGACUUGCGAGUCGAGAAGGAAAAUCGGACAGAAGUCUCGAACGACCCGUCGGCAGACAUGGAUAUUCAGCCGGCGAAGCCCUCGAAGAAGGCGAAAGAAUCCAAGAAGAAGAAACUGAAGCGUGGAAAGACCACCUCGGUGACAUUGAAGAAAACCCACGAAUCAGAUGUCGAAGAUGACGUGAUCUGGAUUGAUGAAAGACCCUCAAAUCAUAUCCUACAAGACGGACAGACCGCUCAGAAACUCAGCAAUGACCCAACAUCUGUUGAUUUAAAGAAUACGGAAUCGUUUCAAAUCCAUAUACCAGGUCCUCUCCCUCCCUCUGCGUCUGAAGGGACCGAACCCAAAACUUCGCUCGAGGCAUGGAAAGACGAACCAAAACCUGCACUUCCAACGCCCAAGAAGCGAGGACGCAAGAGGAAGAAGACAUCCGAGCUGCAAACCAGCGAAGAGACUCCCUCCGAGAAUGUCAAUGGACUCACACGCAGCGGAGACGAUAAUCAGGAACCACCAACGCGGCAAUCAGACAUUCGCGUGUCCGUCAUGUUGGAGAGGCCAUCGAACCAAGACACCCAUGAGCAGAAGACUGAAACCAUGAAUGAUAACUCUACGUCGGGAGAGGAAGCAACUACACACCCGGAAUCGAUCUCGCCCUCCGAUCCCUCACCAGCCACAGAGACAAACGCACCUGAAACCCCAAAGAAAUCAGACUCAUCAUCUAACCAGGCAGACCUGAGUAUAUGUCCAAAGACAAAAGACCCCGGAAAAGGCCCUGACAGGCACAGCCCGAUCGCAGGAACAAGCAAAGUUCCGUAUCGAGUCGGACUGAGCCGCAAGGCCAGAAUCGCGCCUCUGCUGAAGAUCGUCCGACGAUAA